CACGCCUCUUUGUUGUGAUUUUAUUUUUAACCCGUUACCAUAUGGAGAUCUUGUGCUUACAAUGCAGAGCAAGACUAUUCCCAUUAUUUGGCCGGGGGUCACGUGGUUUUAAACUAACCAGAAGCUCUUCAGUACACAUAAGACUCUAUGCAACGUUGCAUCAGCCACCUAGUGUGCAGCCUGAUUCUAAGCCAAGGCCUGCUAAAAAGAGGUCUUUGGUAUUAAAAGAGAAAAAGAAAUUGAACGAAGUUGUAUUUGAUGAGGUCCUCUCUAAUGAGCCAAAGAGAAAAGAUGUGCAAUGUAAAUCACUGGAUGAAGAAUGGAGAGAACAAAGGAUUGAUAUUAAGAAGUUGCCAUACAUGUACCUAAAGCUCUCAAAAUACAGACUCACUUCUCUGGUAGUACUCACUACACUGGUUGGGUAUGCAAUGGCUCCUUCUCCUACAAUACCCUCUGUUCUAUUGUAUAGUUGUGUGGGGACAGCUUUGUGUUCAGCUGCUGCUAAUACUUUUAAUCAGUGGAUAGAAGUUCCUUUUGAUUCUCAAAUGUCACGCACAAGAAACCGAGUCCUAGUAAGAGGACUGAUGAGCCCUCUCCAUGCUCUCUCCUUUGGUAUAAUAUCAGGAGUAACUGGUACUCUUAUACUAGCCACUGGAGUCAAUGCAUUAACAGCAACUCUAGGAGUAUUCAAUAUAAUCCUCUACAGUGCAGUGUAUACUCCAAUGAAGAGGCUGAGCAUUGCUAAUACUUGGGUAGGCUCAGUUGUUGGUGCUAUACCGCCAGUAAUGGGCUGGACUGCAUGCACUGGGACCCUCUCACCCUCUGCAUUCAUUCUGGCUGGUGUUCUCUUUGCUUGGCAGUUUCCUCAUUUCAAUGCACUCAGUUGGAGUCAUCAAGGCGACUACUCGCGUGGCGGGUAUCGCAUGAUGUCAGUAACAGAUCCUCUUUUAUGCAGGAAAGUUGCUCUCAGAUACUCUCUUUCUCUCAUUCCCAUAUGCACUGCUGCUCCUGUAUUUGGUCUCACAACAUGGUGGUUUGCUUUUGACUCUGCUCUACCAAACCUAUGGCUCUCCUAUCUUUCUUGGAAAUUCUACCAGGACUCUGAUUUCAAGUCAGCUAGGAGAUUGUUUCACUUCUCUCUCGUUCACCUCCCUCUUCUCCUUGGACUGAUGUUACUCAAUAAAGCAUCAUGGAAGACUGAUGGAUCACCAUCAUCAGACAAGAUGAAAAGAGAACACUCAGAAUAGUUUAAAAUAGUUUUAUAUUUAUUAUUAUUAUUAUUACAAAGAUAGUUUGUAUCAUUAUACUAUA
Molecule: messenger RNA, 1311 nt
Organism: Amphimedon queenslandica
Lineage: Eukaryota; Metazoa; Porifera; Demospongiae; Haplosclerida; Niphatidae
Product: protoheme IX farnesyltransferase, mitochondrial-like
Exons: 6
Coding region: 42-1247 (401 amino acids)
Biological process (GO): heme A biosynthetic process
Cellular component (GO): mitochondrion; mitochondrial membrane
Molecular function (GO): protoheme IX farnesyltransferase activity
Source: RefSeq, a predicted model, not a curated record